GUAUCCGACCGGGUUUAACAACAGCAACCCAAUAUUCAGGGGAUCCUUUUCCUGAACCCAUACGUGUUUCUGCGGGUCGUACAGUAACUGGUUUAUCGGGAAAUAUACGUACCCAUAUUUUUCCUCCACGACGUGCAUUUCGUGUCAUAAGCCCGUCGCCCAGCUUCUAUUUGUCUAGAUGUGAUCCAAGCGGGUUCAAGUGCUUGAAGCGCAUAUUUACCGAAACAAAUAUGAUUCCCUCGAGAAGCUAUUCCCUUCAUUCUUCCUCUAUGUUGUUUACGGAAUCUGGUUCUUUUGGGGUUAUAGUUGAUGGAUUUUUAUUUAUUCCAUCUCUACUACAGAACCGGAUGUGAGAGUUUCUUCUCAUCCAGCUCCUCGCGAAUUACGAAUAAAGUAUUUACAAAAUGAGCGUUUGACUCAAAUUGACUAAUCAUAGUGAAGAUAUCUAAAUCUAAAGAUAGAUAAUAAAAGUCUGGACUGAGAAGUCA
Molecule: messenger RNA, 488 nt
Organism: Cuscuta europaea
Lineage: Eukaryota; Viridiplantae; Streptophyta; Magnoliopsida; Solanales; Convolvulaceae
Source: the annotation of a GenBank genome assembly